UCUGGUUGAGAUUACAUUCAACACUUUUAUAAGUAACUCCUUGGAAAACCAACUCAUAAGCCAUAGAGUCAACUCAAAUUUGUCGUUGGUCCGCCGGGACUAAUAUACUGAUACGAAUAUAUCCUUUUGAAAUCGGCUGAAAUGGUGAUUGUGCAGGGAAUGUUCGAGAUCUCGGAGCUGGUGGCGAGCUGCGUUGGAUGCGUGGGUCUCUACAUGGCCGGCUGCAAUGCCCUGCCCAUGCAGUAUGUCCCUGAUCUUCCGGCGGCUGUGUUCGUCCUGUCGGCGGUGUUUCUGAUACACCAUCUGAGGGUGGUGAACUUGCCACCGCUGCAGGAGCUGUGGCGCCUGCUACUGGAGCUGGUGGCCUUCUACCUGUGCACCCAGGUCCUCGUGGUGAUCGUGUGGCAGCAGUUCCACACCCUGAUGAAUAUGCUGCGCGAUGCAGCACUUGACACUCGAAUGGCCAUGAAUCUCUUGGAACGCCACCCCAAGGUAUAUAUGUUUAUGCGCCAGGAUGUCUGCUACUUUGGGAAGCUCUUCGUGUCCUUGCUGGGCGCCUACAAAGCGGUAUCGGUCACUCACGCCCUGGAUUAUGCUUUUCCACGUCGCCGGGCUUAUAGAUACUACGAAGAUCAAGACGCAUUCGAGAACUUCGCUGACAGUUGCGGCCCCUCCACCACAGGAGUGCCCUCCAAAGUGGAUUAAUCUGCAAGUCACCAUUUUAUGCUUCAACCAACACACUAAUCCACACGGGACAAGGUGAACGGCAGUCCGGGUGCAGUGCACCCAAAUCGAAGGCCGGAUUCAAGAGCAGUUCACGCUUUCCAACAUAUUUGCAUGCUUGAAAGAGCAGAAGCAGCACGUACACAAAAUACAUAACUUAGUUUUGAAGUUUGGCGCUUCAUUCGACCGUCGAUUAACGGUUGCCCGUUAAUCGAGAGAGAUAGAUAAAUCGCCUGUGUUCCAUCUCUAGCAGAAGAGAAGAUCGCGAAGAAACAUUAAAAUCGGAAACGAACAAUAAAGAAAUUAAAUAAUUA
Molecule: messenger RNA, 1037 nt
Organism: Drosophila rhopaloa
Lineage: Eukaryota; Metazoa; Arthropoda; Insecta; Diptera; Drosophilidae
Exons: 1
Coding region: 142-705 (187 amino acids)
Source: RefSeq, a predicted model, not a curated record